Molecule: messenger RNA, 540 nt
Organism: Striga hermonthica
Lineage: Eukaryota; Viridiplantae; Streptophyta; Magnoliopsida; Lamiales; Orobanchaceae
Source: the annotation of a GenBank genome assembly
AUGGUCGAGAGCAGAUCGUGCGCCGCGUCGAUUCGUCAGUGUCGCGCGGAGAGCGAGGGAGGUAGACAACGUCGGGGCAUCGCAGUCAGGCUGCAUGCAGUGGUCGCCGGGGCUGUGGGAUCAUCGCGGCUGCGUGCGUAUGAGUUGCAGCGUCUCGCGGUGGCAUCUGUGCAUGCUCGCUAUAAUGAUGAUGCGUACUACUACGAUGUUCGUGUGAUCAAUGGCUUCUCAAACAACUCAUCGGCACCGUUGGUUGUUUGGUGCGUGUCCCGUGAGACGGGUGACAUUGGUGGAAGGGCCCUCCAAGAACGAGACGAUUACAGCUGGGAUGUCGAGCCUUCCGCCUUCUGGACUCGUGAUCAUGAGUUUGUGUGCACCGUCAAAUGGGACCGAACCAGGAAAAGUUUCAAGGCCUUUGACGGGAGUCGAGAUAGGUAUAAGUGCGGCCCACGCAGACUUUGCCUUUGGAUGGUUAAAGAGGAUGGCUUUUACUUCAGUAAUGAUGGGAUUCGUUGGAUCAAAGAUUUUCCAUGGAUGUAA